AUGCCGGCUUCAAAGUCUCGUAAAAGUGAAGACGACUUGCUAUUGCAAGAUUUUAGCAAAAAUGUUACCACUGCUUCUUCAGUCAUUUUUUACAUCAACGCCUUGCUGGUUUCUGUGGUGCCGAUAUGGGUCUUUUGGAGAAUCCAUCAGUUAGAUCCAAGAUCUGCGGUGAUUAUCUAUGUUCUAGGCGCAGCAGUCAGCACUUAUAUGGUGGCUUUUGCUUACAAGAACGUUAAAUUCAAUUUGAAACACAAAAUCGCUGUUAGUCGCGACGAAGGUGUAACAAGAGAAGUAAGCAAUCAACUCAACAAUUCUGCCAAUGGGAAAAAGAUCAAUAAGAAGGAAAGAGAUGAGAGCAAUUAUAUUUUAUCCACUGCUGUUGCUGCUGGUCUUGUCGCUCUUUUCUCAACUGGCUCUUAA
Molecule: messenger RNA, 420 nt
Organism: Trichoplax adhaerens
Lineage: Eukaryota; Metazoa; Placozoa; Uniplacotomia; Trichoplacea; Trichoplacidae
Exons: 4
Coding region: 1-420 (139 amino acids)
Biological process (GO): SRP-dependent cotranslational protein targeting to membrane
Cellular component (GO): membrane; endoplasmic reticulum
Source: RefSeq, a predicted model, not a curated record